UGCCCUCCUCUUUUGUUGUUGUUGUUGUUCAUCGCACUCUCAUCUCAAUUGCAUCCAUCUUGCUUCUUCUUCACUCACACACCCUUGGCUCAAGCAGUCUUUGUCUUUCCUGCACGGUGAUCUUGGCAUGGAGAAGAAUUAUCGGGAACUUGUAAUUUGGGAGGUCGGGGAGGAGCUGCUUCGAUCUCAAGUAUGAUUUCUUGAUAUGGUCUUCGCUAUUUCUUGACCACCUUCGACGUUGGAAGUAUCUAUGAGAGAGAUUGCGUCUUCUGAUAGUGCAAUAGCCAUGCAGUUAGGUAUAUGGAAUUGAUGAAUACGAAGUGGAUGAGUGAUUUUGAGGUGUGGAGUUGGUGCUUUUGUGAUGUUAAGAGCCUGCAUUGAGUGAGGGAUUGUUCAGUGAAGCACUUGGUGCAAGCAGAGAAGUCACCGUGAUUCCAUGUUUGAUGCCCGAAGCAGCGGUACGGAUGCGUUUGAUUGUUUUGAGGGCACUGAUCAGUUUCAGCCAGCUGUAGUUAAGUGAUAGAUUCAGUUGAAUAUCUUGUGCGCCACGGGAUUGAUCGUUCAUGCAUUAGAUCGUGGAAAAUUCCUCCCGAGAUUGAAGUUAGUGGACAGAACAACUGUUGGCGAGACUUUUCCCCUAGCUGACGGAGAGUCAGCUCGCACUCCUCUGUGAUCUGGAUCUCUCAAAGGAGACAUUUUCUUGGUGUCUCAGUCGCUUGAGGCAAAGUGUGUCAUCAGGUAGCUGCACAAGGAGCUACUCUCUCGCAGAAGGGCACCCACUGCAGUGGUUUGUGAGAUUAAAAAUAACGCAUGGCAAUAUUAUUCCUAUACACUGGAUUCCUUGUACACUUUUUCUAUACUUUUAAUUAAAGCAAUUCUACCAGACGAUCGGCACCUUUACAAUGGCUGAUUCGCGUGUUUCCAAUAAUACAUUGUCGAAAGAGCAGUCGUAUCAUUAGCAUACCUUAGUAAAUGCAAGUUGAUCUUCUGGUGUGACAUAUCAGAUGCAAUAUUUGAGUCAAAUUAUAAACUUUAAACUGAACCAGUGUUUCUCAACAAAUCCAUUUGCGGAUUUGGUACAACUCUUGAAUGCCGCUUGUUUUAAUGUUGGUGCAAGUCUUUGUGUACGUUGCAAUGUGCAAGACUUUGAACCCAACAUCUUUAUUAGUUUUUGUCAAUGGUGUUGAGCCAGGCAAAACCCCAAGCUUUAAUAGAAUACUGGAGUCGAGAAUCGUUUUCUGAUGGCCUCUCUGAUUUAAGCUCUCGGUAGCGCUAGAGUUGUCGGAGUGAUUCUUUUAGAAGACAGUUCUAGUCGAUGAAAGAGACAGAAGUUGCCUUGCAUGUGACUGCCGGUUUGGGUCCUGUCCAUUGACGAGAAGUGAUGUCUAGUCGACAUCCUUAAAGAUUUAGGUACAUUAAUGCGUUUAAAUUCAAUCGUCUGAAGUCCAUCCCAAAGUUUGGCGAUUGAUGAAUCUUGGAUUAGAGUGUGUGAUCUUGGACUCCUUUGUAUCUCAUUUCAUAACUUUACUCAAGUAUUGGCCGAUUUGCACAAGAGAUGUUGCUCAUUGAUAGAACUCUGGAGCUGCAACAUGCGAAUGCUGUGACCUGCGCAUGCGACCGCCAGCCUCUAAGCAGUGACUUUUAGUCGGAGUUAAAAUCUCAAGGAGUAUGUCUAUGCGAGGAAGAUGCUAGCAAGGAAAAGAGAGUGGCAUCUCAGAGACUCAUUUGGUUUGGUUCCUAUCAUGGAAGGCAAAUGGUGUGAAUGAAGUGUGGAAGUUGGCGCUCGAUUUCAAGUUGGAAUCUCAUCAAGUUCCAGCAGAGCUUCCCGUCCCACUAUUUAAAAUUCUCCUGUGCCGCGGAAGUCAAUUCUUAUAGGAUAAUUUUCAGAAUGGGAUGCUCUAAUUCGAAAGUCGACAACGAGGAUGCAGUUGCAAGAUGCAAGCAGAGGAAGCAAUUGAUGAAGAAAACCAUAUUGUCUCGGCAUAACUUCGCAGCUUCACAUGCUCAAUUUGUUUCUUCUCUCAAAGGAGUUGGCUCAGCUUUCCGACAAUUUGCAGAGGGUGAGGAGACAAAGGAUGGAGGGGCUAACACGAUGUGUCUUCUGGAAACACCAACGACUUCGACGACACACGUCCUAUCAUUACGCCCUCCUCCCUUGUUACCGGCGUGGUCCUUCUUAUAUGGUUUUUCUGCUGGCUUUUCAACACCUUUUCCUCCUCACUCACCGCUUCGAAGGAGUCCUUCAGCAACACGAUCACCGAACUCAAGAGCGGCUAAUUCUCCGGAGAGUUUCAGCAUGGAAUUCUUUCCGCCUCCACCUCCUUUUAUUGCGAAUAAGAACAGAAUGGAACAUACUACCCUUUCCAUACCAACCAAAAUUUACAAGUUUGAAGGCUAUCCAAGCUCUUGCAUGCCAGGAUCGUACAAAUUGGAGGACUUUCCCCCUCCUCCUUUGAUUCAACCCAUUCAACUGGAUGAUGAUUGGAGAUACUCCUGUCAGACUCCUUCUCUAUCACAUGCUGCUAAAGAGAACAACUCUCCUCCACCCGUCGCGGGUCGGAUUAGUUGGCAGGAUUUGUUUCUGAAUCCAUUUCGAUCUUUAACCUCAACAUUCAGUUACACAGAACACAGAAGGAAUCAUGAGUCAGAAACAAGGCAAAGUCAGGAGAUGGGGGAACAAAGUAGACAAAAGUUUCAGCGGGGACAGAUCCCCGAGGUGGACUGUAGCAGGAAGGAUGAGGUUGAGCAGAAGAAGUUUGUUGAGGAGCAGAGAAAUGUCCUGGAAGUGAAGGAAAUGAAGGUUUGGGGGCCCAAGCGCAGAGGCCUCAGAGGGAUAGAGCGAACGAGAGCUGAGGACUCGAACGGAGUGAAAGAUGUCCAGAAUGUCAAGAACUUCAAACCCGAACCUGAGACGCUUCCGAAAUCUUUGUCGAAGGUUCAGAACCAUAUGUCGAUAACUACAAAGUCAACGAAGGCGCAUGUGUCAAGAAAACCUCCGAAACUUGAACAAAGCGAUAAAACGGUGGUAAAUACCGAAAUUGAUUUGGCUGUUAUCAAGAUGGAGAGUGGUGAUCGGGACCUGCUCGAUGUUCUGAAGGAGGUUGAUGAUCAUUUUUUGCAAGCUGCCGAAAGAGGAGAGGAUAUUUCUCGCAUUCUUGAGACGAAGAAAACACACUUUCAUACAAGUUUUUCAGAUAGUUUGAAAGUGGUGGGUGAAUCUGCAAGGAUGAACUUCUUGAAGCUAUCUGGGAAAUCCGGUCUAUCUGGUGGCAAACACUCCAGGACCAGUAGUAAUACAAGUGUUAUUAGUGACGAUUCUGCGAACAUCAUGAGCAUCCGAAGUAUUAGCGACAUGAGAAGCGCAAGGUGGUCUGAAGAGUGUGGACUGACGGGCAGCCAUUCAGAAACUCUUGAUAAAUUGUUUGCCUGGGAAAAGAAGCUCUUCUCAGAGGUCAAGGAGGCAGAGGCUCUUAGAAUCGACUUAGAGAAAAAGUACUUAAUGUUUAAAAACCAAGAUGCCAAAAAUGAGGAUCAAAUUAACAUUGACAAAACUCGGGCGAGUAUCAGGGCUCUUCAAACCCGAAUGGUGGUAGCUAUUCAUGCCGUAGAUGGUGCCGCACAGCAGGUGCAGAAGCUAAGGGAUGAGAACCUGUAUCCUCAGGUUCUGGAGUUGCUUGAAGGGAUGGGAACUAUGUGGAGGGGAAUAUCUUUGUGCCACCAAGCUCAGCUCGAAGCCGUUAAAGCUGUGAAAAGGCUCGAUAACUCUGCUGCCUGUAAACCAACUACAAGCUUUCAUCGCCAUUCAACAGCACAACUCGAACUAGCUCUCCACAGGUGGUCGGAAGAUCUGAGCCGGUUUGUUGAGUCACAACGAGAUUACAUAAAGAAUUUAACUGCGUGGCUUCGUCUAAGUCUCAUGAAAUUUGGGACUGAAGAGGACAAGACUGGAUCAAGAUCGCCUGUGAGAUCUCCGAGGUCUCCCUUAUGCUAUGUGGAGGCAAGUGCUGCUUAUGGGCUCUGCCUUGGAUGGCAAGUCGCGUUAGAUCAGCUUGCCGAUAGAGUAGUGCUGGAAGGUAUAGGGUCAUUUACAGCGGUGGUGCGGGAGAUGAUGAAGUUGCAGUGGGAGGAGCUGAGGAUUAAAAGGCGAGUUGAAACUUAUCACAGGGAAUUGAAAAAGAGGGAGAAAGCUCUACUGAGUGCUACCAUGCGAGAUACAAGCUCCAUACCAGUACCACAAAUACCUUCUGCCACGUCCGGCAGUGAUAUGGAUAGUGACGGUCCUGAUAUUCAAUCUAAUAGGUUUUUUCCUGAUCGCCGAUUUGAUAUUGUGCCCGGGGAAUGUCUUCCAGAGCGGACUGAAGUUGCUGAGAAGCGGCUCAAAAUGGAAUCCACGAAGAGAAAACUUGAAAAUGAGCUUGAAGCGGAAAAGAAAGCGUACACAUGCACUCGAGCUUAUACUCUCAACAGUCUGCAAGCUGGUUUACCACAGCUUUUCCAAGCCGUUAUUGCCUUUAGUGACCUCGAGGCUGAAAUACACCGUAGACUGAGCUCAACUCAGCAAACGCUGCAUUAGCAAGUGAUCCACCCUUACUGUCUUCCUGGUCGGGUUUUAAUUGAGAAAAUGGAAGAGAAAUGUGGUAAAUGUUGUUUUUUCCUCUCGGAAUCCAUGCUUCAACAAUCAGUUGUCUAGUGGCUUCGUGGCUGCUGUACAGUAGUGUCAUACCUACUAUUAUACAGUAUCUCCAAGAAUAUAAAAACCAAAAACAAUCUUCAAAACUGUCUGUUCAUGAACGCCUCGCGACAUAACUAGGAAGUCUACCACAGUGUCCAAAAUUCUUGAGGAAUUCAUUUAGGUUUCAAGAGU
Messenger RNA from Physcomitrium patens, 4864 nucleotides. Lineage: Eukaryota; Viridiplantae; Streptophyta; Bryopsida; Funariales; Funariaceae. The record is from RefSeq and is a predicted model, not a curated record.